AUGAGUAUAUAUUUUUCUAGCGUCACGAACAUCUUCCUCGUGAACCUAUCUCUAGCUGAUCUGCUGGUGACGGGGGUGUGCAUGCCGAUUCAGCUCAGUAAAGCCAUCACUCUGGUCUGGUUUUACGGGGAGACUGUCUGCAAGAUCGUAAAUUAUAUACAAGGUGUUGUCGUCGCAGCUAGUGUAUUUACUCUCACAGCUAUGUCGGUGGAUCGUUCGUUGGCUGUCAAUAGCUCCAGAACCUCGGCUUCGCCCCCCAGCAGACGACAGGCUUUAUUAUUACUCACGCUGUUAUGGAUCGUAACUUUUUUGAUCUUCAUACCGCUAUUCUUAGUAGCGUCAGUUCGAAAAGAAUCUGUUCCAAUAAUAUCCAAGACAGAAAAAAAUAUUUCUAUAGAGACUAAAGAUGUACAUUUUUAUACAGAAGAUUGGCCCAAUCCAGACACGAGAAAUCAAUUUGGUACAUUUAGCUUUACGUUAGUGUACGCAAUACCAGGUUUGUAA
Danaus chrysippus (African queen) is the source of this 504-nucleotide messenger RNA. Lineage: Eukaryota; Metazoa; Arthropoda; Insecta; Lepidoptera; Nymphalidae. The record is from the annotation of a GenBank genome assembly.